GCUAAACACAAUGUAGAAUUUUGGUGCCAAUUUUGGUUGGGAUUCUGUUUCAUUUUAACGUUUCCAGUUGGCUCUAUAUUUUCAAAGAAUGUUUCAGAUAGUGUAGCAGACCUAAGACUGUGCUGUGUCCAAUUUUAAUAUAUACAGUACAUGGUCUUUUUUGGGGGUUUUGACAAUACAACUACUACCACCACCACAACACAGUAACAGGAUGAUGGAACCAAUUAGCAUUGAUGAUGCUAGUUUGCUGCUAAAGUUCAAGUCGAAAGUAACCUUGAAGAAAUGCAGCAUAUUUGGCAGUGUCAAUGCAGUCAGUGAACUAAUUCAAAUUAAGGGAAAGACUAUGUUUCUAAUUCAACUCAAAUCAAAUAAGACAGAGAGGACAAUAAACAUUGUUGUGACAGAUAAAGACUAUUUACAUUGGAGAGAGUCUAUACAACCAAGGAGUAGUUAUCUUUUCAUCAACUUGAGACCUACAACUUUGAGUAAGGGCACUCCUGAUGAGCAGCUUGUUUAUGUACCGUAUGGUGACAGCAGUGUAAGGACUGCUGAGAAUGUAAAGGUAAUUAGUUUGCAGGAACUGUUAAAGAAGUCUGGUGAUGCUUCCAGCCUUUCAGAGUGUGAGAAUUUAGAGUGUUUGGAGACAACUGGUGAGAAGACAAAGAAGUUGUAUGAUUAUCAGGGCACUAUUACAAGCACUUGCAGGGCAGAACAUGGGUUAUAUGAGCUCGAUGGCAAAAUUGGAUUGCAGUUGACAUUUAUUCCUGCAGUUCAUCAGUACAAAUUUUUGAGUGUGGGAACUAAAAUUGUGGUGUACAAUGCACAUCACUGUGUCGCUGAUGAGCAUCCCAAAAUUCGGCUGUGUUGUUGCUUGAUUAGCAGCAUUCAUGUUUUAGAAUGCCCCCCAUCCACUGUCCAACCUGCGCCAUAUUAUCACAACAGAAGCGUGAUAAGUCAUUUGUUGAACUACUUUAACCUCAAUCAAGCCCAAGUACUGUGGCUGCUAAAGUGUGAGAAAAAACUGAGGCAAAAAUUUUGUCCUGAUAUUCUCAGUGUCAAUGAACUAUUGAAGGUUGGAGUGAAGGAAGAAGAUGGCAGUGUGGGUUCUGGUGUGUUUUCCAUGCUGUUCACCACCAAAUGUCCAAUAAAAGGGGAGCCCUUAUUAUGCAGAGCUAAGCGCAAGAUCCUACAGGAAUUCCUUGCCGAGAAUCACAAAUGUGGAAUUACAGAAAGGACUGUGUCAAAGGAAUCAUUGCACAGAAUCCGUAGCGUGGCAGAAAUAAACCAGGAAGCUGUUGUCACUGCUGGGAACUAUGUAGACCUCAAGAAGGACAUUGUGGCCAAAAAUAUGACGGCAAGAGAUGCAACAGAAUAUGUCUACUGGUCACAUUUAGUAUUUGAGAACAGUGAUUUUACUCCACCUUGGAUUGUUGUUGGAGUUAUAGAAACUUGCAACAAAACUGGGCGUUUGCAGCUUCGGGAUCAAACAGGGAGCAUUGAUUGUCUCGUUGCUCAAUAUGCAUCAGAUUCAAUGGAAUAUCAUUUUUGCAAUACAGAUUGUGCCAGAGGGAAAACCAUGGCUCCCCCAUUCUUUCAUUCAUGCCCACUUCCACAGUCUUGGAUAGAUGGUCAGUUGGUUCGAAUAACUAAGUUCCAAAUAGUAAUUGAGAGGUUCCUUGUUUGUAGUCUUCCACAUCCCAGUUUUUUUAGGGAUGAAAAGCAUAUUCAACAGAAAAGGGUGCAUGUUUAUUUACAAUUUGCAAUAGAAGAUGCUGUUACCCUACACCGAAGAAAAUUUUCCAAUAAUGCAGCUGUUAACAGGGAUGCAGACGUUGACUUAAAGUGCAAAAAAAGGAAAUUAGAGCCAAAGAAAUCCUCACAAUCAGCAAGCACUGAGCCAUUGGAUGACUCCUCUGUAUCACAUUUGGUAUUAAUUACACAUAAAGAACCUUUGAAAUUACAAAGACAUGCCAGAAGUGCUCCUCAGCUUUGUUUCAGUUGCAUAGCAACUUUUAUUGGAGAACCCUCCUUGAAUGUGCCUGGUGCAAAAGAAAGUUUGGAACCAGGGAUUGAUUCUUGUAUAAAUCAGCCAGAGAUAUAUUUAAGGAGCACUGGGCCAACUAGGCAUGAAAAUGUAAACUGCAUUCAACGUAGUAAUGCAGAAGCAAACCAUGGAUCUACUCCAUCAGACAUUAACAAGUCUACAGAAGUCGCAUCUCAUACGGCCACCGGAAAAGAAGCUCCUGCUGUUCUCCAAACCUCUGAGAUUGCUACACCAUCUAGACCAGUGGCUUUAAAUCUCCAAGGAUCUUCCAUCAAGUGGUUUCCAUAUAUCCAUGUUGGAGGUCUGUAUAGACUGACAGCACACAAUACCAGCAGUGCUGCAGUGUUUCAGGCAAAGUUGGGUGGCAAACAUUCUGCAGAAAGAGCAAUGACAGUUUACCCCACUAGGCAGUGUGUGGACAUCAGAGACAACAUGACCUUUGACUAUAUUUUAUUUGACAGAAAUUCUUCAUCCACUGAAAGUGAUGAUGCAGGUGAUGUUAAAAACUCUGGCAGAGGUAUGGAGCUCUGUAACGUGCAGGAUAUAAAUAAUAAUAGUUCCAUGGACAAACUAGUUUCAUUCAAAGGCUGGAUAAAAUCGAAAACAUUUACAACCCAAAGUAAUUCCCGACCAAGAAGAGUUCUCCCUCAGGAUUUACAGAAAGUACAUCAGGAUAUGGGAAUAUCCUUUCCUGAUGGCAAGUCCAUGAAACUCCUUGUGGGUGACCUGGCCUCAUCAGAUAAUAUUACAGUCUAUUUGAAAGCGGACAAUCAACAGUUUUGUCUUGGCUUGCUCUUGGGGGCUGUGGUGGAAUUCAGGAGAUUUGAGAAACGUCUGUCAGAAAACAAUAAACUCUACUGCCAUGAUCUUAUAACAUCUCAUGUCAGAGUGGUUUGUUUCCCGCCAUUUAAAGGAGAAAGAUGUAGUAUGAGAACGCCCGAGUGUACAGCAGAUUCAUCCUUCACUGACCUCCCUUCACUGCCACUCCAGUAUCUUGGUAGUCUGUGGGAUAUCUCCAACAGCACUAGACAUUCCCCAUUUCAGUGUGUCUGUCAUGUUCAUCAGGUGCUCACAGUGGAGCUGCGGUCUGUGUGUGUGGAAUGUAGUAACCUCCAUAAAGCUGGGAAUUGUACCUAUUCUCCUUGUAGUUCUGUUGUGUCUCCUGCAUUCCAAGCUAAAGCCAGCAUAAUCAUAGAUGAUGGCUCCUGCAAUGCUCUAGUGUAUUGCAGUGGUCAAUCUGUCCAGACAUUACUGGAUAUGUCAGACCAGCAGUGGACAGAUUGGAAAGAAUUCUUGUCCGAUGUGGGAGAACUGCACUAUAGCCAUUCUGCAAGACCAGACGAAAUGGAUCACAACCAGAAAGCAUUGCAACAGCUGUGCAGGAGUGCUCUUGUUCUGAAACCCAUGAAAAUAUUCUGUAAACCUUUUUCCAAAGAAAGUAAACAUCACAGUGCACAUGGUCUUGAGGAUUUUAUGCUGAAGACUCUGCAUGUUGGUCAGGGAACCAUUCAGUCAAGAGUACUGCCCCUGUGUCGUCUCUACUGCCUUGGAAUGGAAAGAAUCAACUACCAUGAAAGUAUAAGGCAACUCAUGACAACCAUUUAAACCGACAAAAUAUCUUUAAAGUUGUUAAGUAUUUGACUGCCAAAGACUGCAAACAUGAUUUAGGUUGGUGAAGCAAAUUUUGUUCACAUUUCUUUCUAUCAUUGUGUCACUUGUUUCUGAAAUAAAUACCAUCAAUAAAAGCUUUUAGUAUUUGUUAUAAGGCGUUUACUUUUAAAAUCUGUUAAAACAUCUGUAUCAUACAUCAUCAUAUAACUCCAUUUCAUUUUUUAAUAAAUUUUAA
Lingula anatina is the source of this 3890-nucleotide messenger RNA. Its product is annotated as CST complex subunit CTC1. The record is from RefSeq and is a predicted model, not a curated record. Gene Ontology annotation, cellular component: CST complex. Lineage: Eukaryota; Metazoa; Brachiopoda; Lingulata; Lingulida; Lingulidae. Gene Ontology annotation, molecular function: single-stranded DNA binding; telomeric repeat DNA binding. Gene Ontology annotation, biological process: positive regulation of DNA replication; telomere maintenance via telomere lengthening.